GUAUUUAGCUAAAAUUGAAAAAAAAUUCCCCCACAUUCAGCGCUGAGCGAAUAAUAUUACUUACAAGGCAGUCGACCAAUAGUUCUGAAUUUAAAAGACAAUAUAACUCCAGUGAGAUUCAAGAUACUCAAGCAAGAGUUGCCUUCUCGGAACAAUAAACGCAUGCGCAAAAACAAGGCUUAGGAUACUGAUGUAAGUUGCAUACCUAGAGCAUCAUGCCUUGGUCAGAAACACAGAGGAAAAGACUAGCCAUGGAGAAAGAAAUCCUGGAAUCUUACUUUAAAGAUAAAGUAAGCUGGAAUAACCCAACAAGUGACACGAGUGUCGAAGUCAAGAUGACUACAAGCAAUGAUCAUCAUUAUACAUUAAGGACAUAUCUUCCAGGUGACUACCCCAACUCAUGUCCUGAACUGACCGUUGCUUCACCACAAACACUUAAACGAUAUGAUGGAAGUUUAUUGAACGGUUCUGCAUCUUCAAUGGAUCAUACAUACGGAACAAAAAAUGGGCUCGUGAAAAUAUGCCACUUUCGUCCACAAAAAUGGACGGAUGAGUUUACGCUGUACCAAGUGUUCAUGAAAGGUCUGCUAUGGUUAGAGGCGUAUGAAUCACACCUGAGGACAGGCAAGUCCCUUGCUACUUAUCUUAGAGAAAUGUAAAUUUAGAUAGUACAAACUGUAAGAUUAUUUACAUUAUAAGAUCACAUGUGGACACAGUGAUUUGAUCAAUAAAUGCCAAAUAUCUCAGGUAUAAUAUUGUAAACAUUUAGUAAGGUUCGAUAGGCCAUUGUGAAUGCUUUUUAGACAGCCUACCAUGCAUGUGCUGCGGUACAACCACAGUUAAUAAUACAAAAUACACUAUGCUUGUAUUUGAUGUAAGUAAUGCAAGAACUCUAUGACAGCAUGUAGCUUUUAAGGUUGUGAGACUUUCAAAAUGUAAAUAAAUUCUGGGCUGAUUAUUCUCA
Messenger RNA from Actinia tenebrosa (Australian red waratah sea anemone), 964 nucleotides. RefSeq lists its product as uncharacterized. Gene Ontology annotation, molecular function: protein binding. Lineage: Eukaryota; Metazoa; Cnidaria; Anthozoa; Actiniaria; Actiniidae. The record is from RefSeq and is a predicted model, not a curated record.